AUGUCCGCCGAAGCGACCGCGGUCAUGGUGGACCGCCAAAGCGUCUGCCUGCCGCAUUAUGGCACCCAGGACGUACUGCAGCAUGGAGACCCGCGCUUCGCCGAUGUGCUCAAUCGCUACUAUCCCGUCGCCGAGAGCGAGGCACUCGAGGCCGUUGUGCGCCUCAAGGCCAAACUCCCCUCCCUCUCCGCCGACGACUUCUUCCCCACCGUCACCGAAGACCUCUCCCGUAUUCUCCGCGCCGAAAUGGCUUUUGUUGCCAAGCGUGUCCUCGUCGACGAACACGAGGCCGCCGUCGAGAUGCCUCCCAUCGGCGAGCCUGGUGCCUGCUUGAUGGCCUCCGCCCUCCACUUCUGCUCCGAAGACGGCUCCAAGACCACCCUCCGCGACUUCCGCUAUGCUGGCCAUGGCUGCCCUUGCGCCUACAUGCGCCACGACAAGGUCUUUGUUGUGCCCGAGAAGCUCGGCGACUUCUUCACCAACAACCCCAACAAACUCCCCUUUCCCGCCGCCGCCUACAUUGCCGUCCCUCUUUUCGCCGAGGGCAAGUGCUUUGCCCACUUCGGAGUCAUGUGGUCCGAGGAGGGCGCGGCGAAACGAGUCUUGUCCUGGGGCUUCAUCGAAAUGCUACUGCACUCCCUGGAGGACCUUAUGCAGCAAAGGCUCGUGCAAGGUGCCAACUUCCUCAAGCCCACGCCGCUACCUGAGACGAGCCAGGUUAUCCCACACGCCGCCGUUACUCUCGCCCAGUCCCUCCGUCCAUAUGCCGGUAGUCUGUCACAUGAGCUGAGGACACCGAUGCAAGGUAUUGUCGGCAUGCUUGACGUCAUGUACGCCACGGUCGAGGAGGCGGUGAGCGGUCACAUUGACCCCCGCCUCCGCAGGGUCUUUGAGGAGUUGAAAGAGAAUAUUCAGGUGGUGCAAGACAGCUCAAGAAGGGCGGUCGAGGCUGCCGAUAAUGUCGUCCAUGCGUAUGACAUGGAUAUGAGUGUGCCCGAAUCGUCCGGGCUCCCCUUUUUAGACGAUCUUGAUUCUGCGUCACCAUUUUCCACGCAGAUUUCGGCCGAUCGACGACCGGAAAUCUUUGUUUCUGGUAGCAAUCUUCCCCUCUCUCGCAAGCGCAGGAGAGACGAGGCAUCUUCGAGACACAACAGCAAUGCGAGCAGCAAGGUUCAGAAACUCGAGGCGGCUGCUGCGGCUUGGUCGUCGAACCCUCGCGAGCCAAGCCAGGAGAUCAAGGAUGGCUUGCAAGAAGCCGGUGAUGUGCAUUCUUAUGCGCAACCCGGCGCUACGCCUACCAACGAAGACGCGGAGUUGGCAGCCCACUCCCUUACCCCAAUUUAUCGACACGUUGCUCCUGGUCUAAGACAUACCAACAUCAGAGAGGUGUUUCGGUAUGUGAUCAACGAGGGGUUGAAGAUGGGCGGGAGACCGGACUCGGCAUUGGCACAGGAAACCACGUACGGCGAGAUUGUGGAAGUACGGAGUAGGGGAUCUGAUGGAACGGCAAAGACGAAAUACAUCGAGUGGAGCGUGGAUCCGAGUUUGCCCAUGACUAUCUUCAUGGAGGAGAAGGAUCUCAGCAAGCUCGUUUCCUGCGUCAUCCUGAACGCCAUCAAGUUCACCGACCAACACGGAGGUCGAGUCGAGAUACACGCACGGCUGAGUUCGAGGGGAAAGUACGUGUCCAUCAAAGUCGCCGACAAUGGACCUGGUAUCCCUGCCGCCUUCUUGCCGAGAUUGUUCAUGCCGUUUUCGAGGGAGAACGAAUCUACAACGCGGUCCAGUGAAGGCUUGGGGCUAGGCUUGAUGGUGGCAAAGGGCAUUGCCCGGAAACUCGGUGGCGACCUCAUGUGCACGCGCGCGGAGACUGAAGGCGAGCACCGCGGCAGCGAAUUCGAAAUUCGAAUCCCCACGAUUGCCGGCGAGACGCUCAGUCGCCCUACGUCCCCCUUCGGCUCCCCCUUACCCCGUCGUCCAUCCCUCGCGCCCAUCAUCGCCACCCCUAAAACCACGUUUCAACCUAGCCCGGAGAGCCCAAAGAGCCCCAACAAGCUCUCGCGAGCCCUCCAAGACGCCGUGGACUCCCAUCCGGCCCCUCCGAAAUCCGAUUCUCACUCCACCCCUCCCAAAAGCCUCCAUCCCCCGACAGUCACCUCCCUCCUACACGGCAUGACGUCCUCCCCACCCUCUCCCCCCCACGACCAGCCCAGCACCACCCAUCUCGAGCCCCAACGCCCUCGCUUCCGUAAAAGCGUCUCGAACCCCGAAAUCGACCGCGACCUCGCCAACAAAUACCCCCUCACCUUCCUCGUGGCCGAAGACAACAAGAUCAACCGCAAACUCCUCGUCUCCAUGCUGCGCAAGUUCGGGUACGACGGUGUGUACGAGGCGCACGACGGCGCCGAGGCGGUGCGCCAGAUGAAGACGCACCGCGACCUCGGCGUCGGGAUUGAUGUCGUGCUCAUGGAUUUGUGGAUGCCGCUUAUGGACGGGUAUGAAGCUACGCAGCGCAUUCUCAGCGAAGUCGAGGGCGAGCUUGGCGCGGGGAAGGGUGCUGGCGCGAAUGGGAAUGGCUUUCGCCGGAAGAGACCUACUGUUCUAGCCGUCACGGCGGAUGUGACGGACGGGGCGCAGGAGCGGGCGGCGCGCGUCGGCAUGAAGGGCUUCAUGACCAAGCCGUACAAGAUUAAUGAUUUGCAGCGCUUGAUUACGGAGUACUGCGCGCAGAGGGAGGGGCCUUGA
Molecule: messenger RNA, 2745 nt
Organism: Neohortaea acidophila
Lineage: Eukaryota; Fungi; Ascomycota; Dothideomycetes; Mycosphaerellales; Teratosphaeriaceae
Product: histidine kinase
Exons: 1
Coding region: 1-2745 (914 amino acids)
Biological process (GO): phosphorelay signal transduction system; protein autophosphorylation
Molecular function (GO): histidine phosphotransfer kinase activity; phosphorelay sensor kinase activity
Source: RefSeq, a predicted model, not a curated record